AUGCGACACCACCAUGCUCGAGUGCAACGCUGGGCAAGGCGGACUGUGAAUCCGGUGCUGUCGUACGGCGGAGUUUUUGGUGGUCUCUUCCGUUCUCCACCACGUGGAGACUGUAUGACCUUAAUGGCUUCUGGAGCAGCAGCAGCGGGGCCUGUGGGACUUGGCGUCUCGAGGCGUUUUUCCUCCACAAAUGCUAAGAAAGAUUUAUAUUCCGUACUGGGUAUCACACGGAAUGCCUCGCAGGAGGAAAUUAAGUCGGCCUACAAGAGGAAGGCCAAACAGCUUCACCCUGACGUUAACCCCAACCCGCGUGCAGCGGAGGACUUUGCGGAUGUGAAGCAAGCAUUUGACGUGCUGUCAGAUCCGCAGAAGCGCAGCAUGUACGACAUGACGGGCAAUUCGGGUGCUGCAGAUAGGUUUGGUGCGGGCCCUGGCUUUAAUCCAUUUGCGCAGGCUGGUGGUGAGAAUCCAUUUGCCGGUGGGAAUCCCUUUGGUAGUGCCAACUCUUUUUCCUCAGCAGCAGGGGGGCAGGGUUUUUCGUUUAACGACUUUGAAGAAAUUUUUCAAAAGAUGAGUGGAGCAAGCAAAGACAAGUCUCGCAAACCACAAGGGCCCGAGCCUGGCGCGGAUAUUCACUUUAAACUGCGUCUUUCCUUCCUGGAGGCAGUCAAUGGGUGCAGUAAGGAGAUAUCGUAUAACACCUUCCGUCGAUGUGGCUCGUGCACGGGAAGCGGGUUUCAGGACUCUGGUGCCAAGGCGAAGUGCGUGCACUGCGGGGGUCGUGGGAAGAAAGUGAUGAGUACAGGUUUUUUCCACAUGCAGCAAGAUUGCACCCACUGCGGGGGGACAGGGGAAACGGGGCGUUCCUCGUGUACGCACUGUAGCGGAAAGGGCAUCGUGAAGGACCGCAGUGUGCAAACCUUGCCUGUUCCCAAGGGCGUAGACAACAAGGAGCGCCUCAAGGUGACCGGGAAGGGUGAGGUUGGGGUGCGUAACGGGCCACCAGGCAACUUGUACGUGGAAAUUACAGUGGACGAGCAUCCGGUAUUUCACCGCGAGGGGUGUGAUAUCCACGUCAUCACACCUAUAUCGCUUGCGACAGCGGUGCUAGGAGGCACGGUGCGAGUCCCGACGUUGACGGGAGAAGUGGAAACGAAGGUGCCUGUCGGGACGCAGCAAGGCGACAAGCUUGUCCUGCGGGGCCGUGGUGUGCACCGGCCGAACCAAAACAAAACGGGCGACUUCUUUAUUCACUUUGCCGUGUUGCUGCCUAAAUCCCUCACAGAAAGGCAGAAGAGCCUCAUUGCGGAAUUUUCUAAGGAUGAGAAACCACUGGAGCUGACGGAUCCGCAGCUACAGGAGUUAAAGAACCGCUACAAAUCGUGGUUCUCCGCCUAG
Trypanosoma rangeli is the source of this 1398-nucleotide messenger RNA. RefSeq names its product putative chaperone protein DNAj. Lineage: Eukaryota; Euglenozoa; Kinetoplastea; Trypanosomatida; Trypanosomatidae. Gene Ontology annotation, molecular function: ATP binding; heat shock protein binding. The record is from RefSeq and is a predicted model, not a curated record. The transcript has a single exon. The coding region runs from base 1 to 1398 and encodes 465 amino acids. Gene Ontology annotation, biological process: response to heat; protein refolding. Gene Ontology annotation, cellular component: cytoplasm.